AGCUUCCCCGAUUCGAGCUCUAAAUUGGAACGGUUUUGGCUUCCAUGGCGGUGGCGUCGGUUCCAUUGAGGGCGGAAGUACUCUCCUUGCUCCGAUCGCUCCUGAAAACGGCGAGAAAGUUCGGCGACUACAACAUCAGGGAGUACGCGAGGAGGAGGGCGGUCGACGGGUUCCGCGAGAACAAGGAACUCUCAGAUCCGUCCGCGAUCGCCGCGGCUUUCGCCGAGGGGACGUCUCAGCUCGAGGUCGCGAAGCGGCAGGCGUCUGUGUACACCUUGUACGCUCCCAGUGCAAAGAGCGUCAUGGAGGUGAGGAGCUUAUGACGCCUCCGAUCCACAGGUAC
This is a messenger RNA of Musa acuminata subsp. malaccensis (wild Malaysian banana), 343 nucleotides long. NCBI's taxonomy places the organism in Eukaryota, Viridiplantae, Streptophyta, Magnoliopsida, Zingiberales, Musaceae. The record is from RefSeq and is a predicted model, not a curated record.